UUACAACUUCAGUAACUCGUAUGCGUACCGUCCGUGUAACGUGUUGCCAUUCAUGUAUCCUUCAGUAAAGUUUUUUUUUUAAUUUAUUAAGUUCGUUCGACUUAUCGAAAGUUCUAUACUCAUAUACAUCGGAAAUUAUUAUUUUUUUAUUUAAAUUUCUAUAUUUUAUGUGAAUAAUGUCGAGUUUUAAACAAACGCCAUUAACCUGCAGUGGACACACCAGGCCUGUUGUACACUUGGAUUUCAGCGACAUCACCGACUAUGGAUAUUUCUUAAUGUCCGCGUGCAAAGAUGGAAAACCCAUGUUGAGACAAGGAGAUACUGGUGAUUGGAUUGGUACAUUUGAAGGCCACAAAGGUGCCGUUUGGGGGGUAGCCUUGAACAAAGAAGCGACAGUAGCUGCAAGUGGUGCUGCAGAUUUUGAAGCUAAGAUUUGGGAUGCUAAGACUGGUGGGGAAGUACAAUCUUUUCAGCAUAAACACAUUGUAAAAAGCGUAAAUUUUUCAAAAGACAGCAUUUUCCUUGCAACUGGCUCCAAUGAAAAAUUACUCAGAAUAUUUGAUCUCAACAAAUCAAAUGAAGCUGUUACAACAUUCACCGGUCAUUCAUCUGGUAUAAAACAUGUUAUGUUCUUUCAAAAUGAUAGAAGGAUAAUUUCAUGUGCUGAUGACAAGACCGUUAGAAUUUGGGAUCCUUUGUCUGGACAAGAAAUACACAAAAUGGAGUUCAAUGCCAUACCGACCAGUUUAGAAGUAUCUAGAGAUGAAUCAAUUGUGACCAUUGCACAUGGAAACUGUGUUAGCUUUUGGAAUGCUGAUAGUUUGUCAAAAGUAAAUGAAGUUACUGUACCUACCCUUGUCAAUACCGCUUCUUUGCAUAGAGACAAGUCUAUGUUUGUAUGUGGAGGCGAAGAUCUUAAAAUGUAUAAAAUUGAUUACAACACCGGAAAAGAAAUUGAAUCUUUUAAAGGUCAUUUCGGUCCUGUACACUGUGUUCGUUUCUCACCAGAUGGUGAGUUAUACGCUUCAGGAUCUGAAGAUGGUACUCUACGUUUGUGGCAAACAACCAUUGGAAAGACAUAUGGCCUUUGGAAAUGUGUUGAUAAAGUUAGCUCUCCGCAAGAUUUACUCCAACAAGAAAUUACUGCCAUUUAAUGUAUCAAAACAUAUAUUUCAUUCAAAGCUGUGUAUGUUAUUGAAAAUGUAAUUUUCAUUUAUUUAAACCUCUAUAAAGAAUGAUUCUAAUUGUUA
Molecule: messenger RNA, 1250 nt
Organism: Sipha flava (yellow sugarcane aphid)
Lineage: Eukaryota; Metazoa; Arthropoda; Insecta; Hemiptera; Aphididae
Gene: wmd
Product: serine-threonine kinase receptor-associated protein
Exons: 7
Coding region: 177-1154 (325 amino acids)
Biological process (GO): spliceosomal snRNP assembly
Cellular component (GO): SMN complex
Molecular function (GO): protein binding; RNA binding
Source: RefSeq, a predicted model, not a curated record